This is a messenger RNA of Cicer arietinum (chickpea), 1548 nucleotides long. RefSeq names its product probable envelope ADP,ATP carrier protein, chloroplastic. The record is from RefSeq and is a predicted model, not a curated record. Gene Ontology annotation, biological process: transmembrane transport. Lineage: Eukaryota; Viridiplantae; Streptophyta; Magnoliopsida; Fabales; Fabaceae.
AAUUUUUUUGAUGUAAACCGUUCGCACGCAAUUACGGAGUUUAUCACAGUAGUGAGGGACGGGAGUUUUUGAAAGGCACAGUCCUUCUCCUUCCUCAGCGCCUUAUCUCCUCUUCAAAUGUCAACUUCCAUUUCCUCCAAAGAGGACAGGACCCUAAUCUCAUGGCACCAAAUUCCCCAUCUCAAAUGCGACGUCGUUUCGCCCAAUUCCUAUUCCCCUCUCCGUCAAAACGCCACACUCACUUUCUCCACAACCACCACUGGAGACACCAAAUUCGCCUCUAUCUCAGUGGCGGAAGCCAAACUUCAAAACCAUUUCGCGCCAACGCCUUCUCAGCUCCUCAAACACCCGCUCGCUGCCUUGGCGUUCGUUCCUAGAGAUGCCGCCCUCUUCACUGCUGGAGCAAUUGCCGGCGCCGCCGCUAAGACAUUCACGGCGCCACUUGACCGUAUCAAGCUCCUCAUGCAGACUCAUGGUGUGCGGGUCGGGCAGGAUAGUGCUAAGAAGGCUAUAGGUUUCGUUGAGGCCAUAACAGUUAUAGGGAAGGAAGAAGGGAUUAGAGGUUACUGGAAGGGAAACCUCCCUCAGGUGAUUCGGGUUAUACCUUAUAGUGCCGUCCAGCUUUUUGCUUAUGAAAUUUAUAAGAAAUUAUUCAGAGGACAGAAUGGUGAGCUCUCUGUUGUGGGAAGACUUUCAGCCGGUGCUUUUGCUGGCAUGACAUCCACUUUUAUAACUUACCCAUUAGAUGUCCUGAGAUUAAGAUUAGCUGUUGAACCUGGUUAUCGGACGAUGUCAGAGGUUGCCUUGUGCAUGCUAAGGGAGGAAGGAUUUGCAUCUUUCUACAGAGGCCUUGGGCCUUCUCUUAUCGCGAUAGCUCCUUAUAUUGCAGUGAAUUUUUGUGUUUUUGACUUAUUAAAGAAGUCAUUGCCUGAGAAGUAUCAAAAGAGAACUGAAACAUCUAUACUCACCGCUGUGCUUUCGGCAUCUCUAGCUACACUUACAUGCUAUCCUCUGGACACUGUCCGAAGACAAAUGCAAUUGAGGGGUACACCUUAUACGACAGUAUUAGAAGCUCUUUCAGGUAUUGUGGCACGGGAUGGAGUUGCCGGUUUGUAUCGGGGAUUUGUGCCCAAUGCUCUGAAAACCCUACCAAACAGCAGCAUCAAGCUUACCUCGUAUGACAUUGUGAAGCGCAUAAUUGCAGCUAGCGAGAAAGAAUUUCAAACAAUUGUAGAUGAAAAUCGCAACAAACAAAAGAACAUCAACAAUCAAUGAAAGUGAACUCUGAAUUCAUAUUAUGUUAGCCAUUUUUGCCCAUGAAUUUUUUGUGGUAAUUGUUUUAGUUUAUCUAUCAGCAGUAAUGACAAUCAUCCAGAUGCCAAUGUUUCUGUAUCGGUUGGCCACAAAUUUUGUAGAACAUAUAUUUUUACUAGGAUGCUGUUAAUCCUAUUUUCUUUUGAUGAAUUCAUUAUUAGCUGUAAUUCUUCGGAGAUGUUGUACUUAUCUAACUUGGUGAUAGAAUAUGAAAAAUUGUUUGCUAUUUAUAAA